AGAAGUUCACUACGGGCCAUCGAUGCAAGCAAGCCUUCGUGAUCAACAUCAUCGACUCAGACGAGGAAGAGCCCGAAACCGAGGAGAAUUUAGAGCACGAGGACGAGGUUAUGGUACCCGAUGAGGAAGCUGAAAUCUCGAUGCACGCAAUGGCUGAAACAAGAGGACCUAGGACGAUGCGACUACCAGCAUUGGUCAAGGAUCGCCGAGUGUUCGUACUCGUGGACAAUGGAUCGUCGCACAACUUUAUCAACGCUACUCUAUCCCAGAAGUUGAAGUUACCGAUGACCAAAAUCGAGCUGUUUGAAGUCCGAGUGGCCAAUGGAGAGAGGUUGAAGUGCUCGGAUGCUUUUCGCGAGGUACCAAUCAAGUUCCAAAGGGUUACUGUGAAGGCCGAUCUCUAUGCCUUGCCCCUAGUCGGACCCGACAUCUUUCUAGU
Striga hermonthica is the source of this 439-nucleotide messenger RNA. Lineage: Eukaryota; Viridiplantae; Streptophyta; Magnoliopsida; Lamiales; Orobanchaceae. The record is from the annotation of a GenBank genome assembly.